AUGCUCCAGGAGAAGGCCUCAGCUGUGACGGAUGACAGUGUGACUGGGGUCCAGCCUGGAGGGCCCCCAGAUCUCAGCCCUGACUCCUCACACUUGGGCCUGCCUACAACUCCUAGCACCCCCCAGGGCAAUGAGCCAGACCAGAAUAUUGAGAACAUCAAGGUUCUUCUUCAUGAGAGGGAGCUGUGGAAGAAGUUCCAUGAGGCGGGAACAGAGAUGAUCAUAACGAAAGCAGGCAGGAGGAUGUUCCCCAGCUACAAGGUUAAAGUGACGGGCAUGAACCCGAAAACGAAGUACAUCCUCCUCACAGACAUUGUCCCCGCCGACGACCAUCGCUACAAGUUCUGUGACAACAAGUGGAUGGUGGCAGGCAAGGCGGAGCCAGCCAUGCCAGGGAGGCUCUAUGUCCACCCAGACUCCCCAGCUACAGGAGCCCACUGGAUGAGGCAGCUGGUGUCCUUUCAGAAGCUAAAACUCACCAACAACCACCUGGACCCCUUUGGGCAUAUCAUCCUGAACUCGAUGCACAAGUACCAGCCUCGGCUCCACAUCGUCAAGGCCGACGAGAACAACGCCUUUGGGUCUAAGAACACAGCCUACUGCACUCACGUGUUUCACGAGACAGCCUUCAUCUCUGUCACCUCCUACCAGAACCACAAGAUAACUCAGCUGAAGAUCGAGAACAACCCGUUUGCCAAGGGUUUCCGUGGCAGCGACGAAGGGGACCUGCGUGUCUCCAGACUCCAGGGAAAAGACUACCCAGUGAUUUCUAAGAACUUGGUUCGCCAGAGGCUCCUCUCCUCACAUGGUCACCGGACGGGGAAGCUGGGAGCUGGGGUGCACCUGUCGGGGCACCCCCAGGUCCUCUCCCACUACCAGUACGAGGGUGGGGUGCCCCUGGGGAACUCAGACCACCAGGAACACAUCUCCAAUUCCUUCCCUCCAAGCCGAGAGCCCAGCCUGCUCUACCACUGCUUCAAACACAGAGAUAACACCAGGCACUUGGAACUGGGUUGUAAACGGCCAUAUCUGGACACAGCACUUCCAGCAGUCUCAGAGGAACACUACUUCUGCUCUCCUCCCACCUACGAGCCUCCACUGCUGUCCCACCCCUAUUGCGGUGAGGCCAUAAGCUCCAGGGAGGCCUGUAUGUAUGGAGGGAUGGAGGGAGAGAACGGGCACGGGGCUGGGGGUGCUGACGACCUGGCUCCCCCCUCUCUGAACUGCAACAUGUGGGCGUCGGUGCAGCCUUACCCGCGGUACAGCGUGCAGACAGUGGAGGCUGUCCCCUACCAGCCCUUCACUGCUCACUUCACCAGUACUGCCACCGCCACCUCCGUGGUGCCCCACCACACCCCCACCGGACCCCCUCGCCCCCAGUCCGACAUAGGAAUUUACAGUCCAGCCACAGCACAGCGAGGCCUGGCCACCAUCCCCUCGUCGUCCUCCAUCUCGUCUUCCUCUCCACCGGUUCCUGGUUCCAGGGGUAGCAGGCCGGUGGUCCAUCCUCCUCUGUACCACAGGAAGCCUGGGUCUCCUCUCCGUCCUCACAGGGAGUUCUCAGCCUUCCCAACACAGAGCCCCCCAUCCAUCCGGGACCCGUCCUACCAGUACCAGAUGGGGCAGAGCAGUGUAGGGGCCCACUGGAAUGAUAGCUAGGGCUAGGGAGUGCUGUGUGGCUCCUGAGGCAGCGGCGAUGUCCACCCAUCCGGUCAGUUCAGAAUCAGCCAGCCAGCCAACUUUGAACUGCAUGUGAGGCAUCUGAAAUUAGAUUAUGUUGAAAUACAGCCAUGAUGACCAUGAUGAAGCCAUAGUAGUUUAGCAUGAGGAGAAGCAGAUCAGAGUGACCAAACUCCAAUAGAAGCCUACAUCUGCCUAAAAGAUCUGCGCCUUCAGAUCCAUGUUGUCCUGACUGGAGGAGCAUUGUGCCUGUGAUGAUGAUAAUGAGUAUUCCAGAGGAAGAACCCCUCUAUAGAAUUAUGCAAAGCUUGCCAUAUAAUGGCUUUAAAAAAUCAUCUAAAACGUUCAAUGUCAAACUGCCAAAAGGAGAUGUGUUCAGCAAAGUGAAAAAUAUCCAUUAUGCCUUUGAAGUAGUGUGUUUAUGGUAAAGAUGGACAAGUACCAGUAAUGAAUUGAUUAAGGUUUCUAAGAAAAACAUUUCAAUGCAAAACUUGAUCAUAUUAUUAUCAGCAAACGAGUGAGUGGGACAUGGAUGUGUAUGUGUAAAGAGAUUGAAGUAACAGGCCAAGUGUUUUGUUGAAACUUUGAGUAAAGCCUUCAUUUAAUUUUGCCAUCUCUGCUUGUAUUGAGAUACUUUGCCAGUUAGAAAUCUGUUGAACUUGUAAACAUGGGCUGCAGGUAAACUACACAACAAGCCCACCCAUGCAGUCCAUUUGAGCAGAGCUUAAGUGUGUGUAGUUCUAGAUCUCAUCUUCAACCAUACUCCUCUGCUAGCCAUAUUGUAAGCUAGCGUGACACUACUAAGCAUGAAGCCAAACGGCCCUUAGUUAGCGGUAACCCAAGUCUUUGAACCACAAUAGGGCAGUAAUCGCUUAGCACUUUGGCUCCAAACCUGCGGUCCGUUCCGAAGCAGCCUUCCCGCCUGUUGAAGUGAGACUUCAGAGAAGGUCCCUGGCCAACCAGAUGGGAGCUUAAGGAAUCAUUGUUAAGCCAACACUAGUGCAGAACACAGAGCUUCUCACAAAUCCCAGCCCCAAAUGACUGCGUUGGAAAAAUCCUUACAAGACUGCAAAUGUAAAACAGCCCGAGUGGGGCGGGCGAGGAGCCACAUUGUGAAGUCAAGCUGAGCUGAACUGAAGUAGGGACGACUGGGUAACAUUCAGCCCGGCCUGUCUGACCUUGACAAGUAGGAAUGGGUAAUAACAGAACAAUAUGGUGGGUCUAUUACCUAGCAGACCCACAUUAUCUCUUCAUUAUUACAUUUGUUUUCUCGAUAUAACUUCUUUGAAUAUUUCUUUCUCCCAAACAUGAUG
This is a messenger RNA of Oncorhynchus nerka (sockeye salmon), 2993 nucleotides long. RefSeq names its product T-box transcription factor 4 (gene tbx4). The record is from RefSeq and is a predicted model, not a curated record. Gene Ontology annotation, cellular component: nucleus. Gene Ontology annotation, molecular function: DNA-binding transcription factor activity, RNA polymerase II-specific; RNA polymerase II cis-regulatory region sequence-specific DNA binding. NCBI's taxonomy places the organism in Eukaryota, Metazoa, Chordata, Actinopteri, Salmoniformes, Salmonidae. Gene Ontology annotation, biological process: positive regulation of DNA-templated transcription; regulation of transcription by RNA polymerase II; angiogenesis.